CGCUGCCGUUUUGGACCAUUUUAAUUUCAAGGGCAUUUUCGCCCAAACAAAAACAAUACAAUCUUGAUGAUUCAGCGAGAGAAUCCACAGCAGAGGAUCUAAUUAUUACGUAUAGGUUUUUCUGCUUUUGCAGGAGGUGGUUUCUGGUUUUUUACUUGUGUUUUCUCAGAAUUGCCUAACCCCUUCCUUGGAUACACAGCCAAUAAAGUAUAAAGAUAUCCUAAUCUAAUGUAGGCUCACUUUGUUUGUUUGUCCUGAUUAAACGAUUUGUGGCAUAACUUCAUUUGCACACAUCAUAAAAAUGUCUAACAAAAUUGGCACAUUCAAGCUGUUGAGCGGAUAUUCAAUUCCGUUAACAGUCCUGGGUACUUAUCUUAUGGAAGGCGAUGAGCUUUUCAAAUCCUUAGACAAAGCUUUAGCAGCGGGUUACCGAGCGUUUGACACGGCUCAUAUGUACAACAACGAAAAAAGCAUGGGCGACGCUUUAAAAGAGUUGUUACCAAAGCACAAUUUAAGUAGAGAAGAUAUAUUUAUACAAACAAAGCUUGAUCCAUCUCAUCAUGGUGAUAAAGCAAGACGUGCUUUGGAGGCUUCACUAAACAAACUACAGUGCGAUUAUAUAGACUUAUAUUUAAUUCACUGGCCCGGUUCUUAUACUGUUUCAUCUAAGAGUGGGGAAAAUUUAAAGUUGCGUACUGCCAGUUGGGCAGCACUUGUUGAAGCACAGAAAGAUGGGUUAGUCAAGAGUCUUGGUGUUUCGAAUUAUAUUACUCGUCAUCUCAAUGAAUUGUUAAGCAAUUGUUACGGCGUUAAACCGGUACUGAAUCAGAUGGAGUGGCAUCCGGGUUGUUUCGAUAAUGAACUAAAGCAAUUGUGCGAUAGAGAAGGUAUACUUAUACAGGCAUAUAUGCCUUUAGGUGGUAGUGGAAACUCAAGUCUGUUAAGAAAUAAAGCUGUCAGCUCUAUUGCAAAAAAAUUGGAAAAAUCACCAGCACAAGUAUUGCUACGUUGGUGUUUACAACAAAAUGUUGGCGUGGCACCUAAAGCUCGUUCAAUGGAGCAUUUAAAGAAUAAUCUAGAAACGGAUUUUGUUAUACCAGAGAGUGAUAUGGCAUUACUUAAUGAUGUAAAUAGUAUAAGAUUUGAUUGGAACCCAUAUAAUGUACUUUAGACAGUCGUUUAACCUUCAUAAAAUGAACUUUGAUAAUACAACCUGGCCGUUAUAAAUAAAAGUAAUUCAAGAUUAGCUUUUUUA
Messenger RNA from Photinus pyralis (common eastern firefly), 1255 nucleotides. RefSeq names its product glyoxal reductase-like. The coding region runs from base 302 to 1171 and encodes 289 amino acids. Gene Ontology annotation, molecular function: oxidoreductase activity. NCBI's taxonomy places the organism in Eukaryota, Metazoa, Arthropoda, Insecta, Coleoptera, Lampyridae. The record is from RefSeq and is a predicted model, not a curated record. The transcript has 6 exons.